This is a messenger RNA of Microplitis demolitor, 2053 nucleotides long. RefSeq names its product pro-resilin. Bases 118 to 1779 code for a protein of 553 amino acids. Gene Ontology annotation, cellular component: RNA polymerase II transcription regulator complex. Gene Ontology annotation, molecular function: transcription coactivator activity. The transcript has 3 exons. Lineage: Eukaryota; Metazoa; Arthropoda; Insecta; Hymenoptera; Braconidae. The record is from RefSeq and is a predicted model, not a curated record. Gene Ontology annotation, biological process: positive regulation of transcription by RNA polymerase II.
UGUUAAGACACUUGAAUUGGUUGUUAAUUAGUAACUAACCCACGGAGUUCCAUUAGUUCUAUUUUAGUUAAUAUAUAAAUUGUUUAUAUUUUUUUGUGGGUGAUUUUAUUAUUAAAUAUGAAUGUUAUCAAUAAUUGGGCAUUGUUAGCGACAAUUGCUUGUGCUUUUGUCGCACCCGUUUUAUCAGAAGCACCAUUGGGUGGCUAUUUGCCUCCAUCUACGAGCUAUGGAACUCCGAAUUUGGGUGGAGGGUUUGGGGGAGGUUCUGGGGGAGGUAGUCAAGGUUUUGGAGGUAAACCAGCGGGUACUUAUGGCCCACCACCGACGGGGUCAGGUGGAAAUGCAAUAGUACCGACGAUUCAGUAUGGUGCACCUUCAGGAGGUAAUUCAUUUGGUGGAGGUUCGGCUGGAGGAAAUAGUUUUGGUGGACAAGCACCAUCAAGCCAGUAUGGAGCACCAUCUACUGGAGGCAACAGUUUUGGAGGACAAGCACCAUCAAGUCAGUACGGAGCACCGUCUGCUGGGGGUAGUAGUUUUGGAAGCCAAGGAUCUGGUGGAUUCUCUUCUGGUGGAUCAUUUGGUGGGUCUGGUUCAAGACCUUCAACCCAAUAUGGAGCACCAUCUGCUGGAGGCAACAGUUUUGGAGGCCAAGCACCAUCAAGCCAAUAUGGAGCACCAUCUGCUGGAGGCAACAGUUUUGGAGGCCAAGCACCAUCAAGCCAAUAUGGAGCACCAUCUGCUGGAAACGGUGGAUUCUCGUCUGGUGGAAACGGUGGAUACUCGUCAGGUGGAUCUGGUUCAAGGCCUUCAACUCAAUACGGAGCACCAUCUGGUGGAAACGGUGGAUUCUCGUCCGGUGGAAAUGGUGGAUACUCAUCUGGUGGAUCUGGUUCAAGGCCUUCAACUCAAUACGGAGCACCAUCUGGUGGAAACGGUGGAUUCUCGUCCGGUGGAAAUGGUGGAUACUCAUCUGGUGGAUCUGGUUCAAGGCCUUCAACUCAAUACGGAGCACCAUCUGGUGGAAACGGUGGAUUCUCAUCAGGCGGAAACGGUGGAUACUCAUCUGGAGGAUCUGGUUCAAGACCUUCAACACAAUACGGAGCACCAUCGGGUGGAAACGGUGGAUUCUCAUCAGGUGGAAAUGGUGGGUACUCAUCUGGAGGAUCUGGUUCAAGACCUUCAACACAAUACGGAGCACCAUCGGGUGGAAACGGUGGAUUCUCAUCAGGUGGAAAUGGUGGAUACUCAUCUGGUGGAUCUGGCUCAAGACCUUCAACACAAUACGGAGCACCAUCGGGUGGAAACGGUGGAUUCUCAUCAGGUGGAAAUGGUGGAUACUCAUCUGGUGGAUCUGGCUCAAGACCUUCAACUCAAUACGGAGCACCAUCUGGUGGAAACGGCGGAUUCUCAUCCGGUGGAAAUGGUGGAUACUCAUCUGGUGGAUCUGGAUCUAGACCUUCAACACAAUACGGAGCACCAUCAAACAACGGAUUCCAAGGUAACAGUGGUGGCAACGGGGGAUACAGCAGCGGCCGACCUUCAUCGUCCUACGGUGCACCUUCAACCGGAUUCGGAAGUUCAGGAUCAAGUAGUUUCAGUGGUUCUUCCAGACCUUCAUCAUCUUACGGUGCUCCUUCAAGCUUUGGCGGACAAAGCGGGUUCGGCGGCGGCGCUCAAUCUGGUGGGUUCCAAGUCCCUUCCAGACCAUCAUCAAACUACGGAGCGCCAUCAGCUGGUGGACAACAGCAAUACGCCAGCAAUGGGGGUUAUCAGUACUAAUUAUUGAACGUGAUAACGUCGAAAAUAAAUCACGAGCCAUGAUUCUACUCAAAUCAACCUCACCCACAAAUCCACAAGAUAUGGUCGCCUAUUCACUAUCCUUCAUGCGUAAUCCACUUCUCGAGUCAUCAUCAAACAAAAAUAUCAAAAUGACCAUAUAAUCUUAUAUUAUUAUUCUUAUACAUUUAUACAUUUGUAAAUUAUAUCAAUUGACUCGAGUGUAAGAAAAUAUGGAUCAUCCAUUUUUAUUUAUUUUGUAAAGAAGCUUUUUAUA